Messenger RNA from Chenopodium quinoa (quinoa), 2133 nucleotides. Its product is annotated as aldehyde dehydrogenase family 2 member B4, mitochondrial-like. The record is from RefSeq and is a predicted model, not a curated record. Gene Ontology annotation, molecular function: aldehyde dehydrogenase (NAD+) activity. Bases 131 to 1741 code for a protein of 536 amino acids. NCBI's taxonomy places the organism in Eukaryota, Viridiplantae, Streptophyta, Magnoliopsida, Caryophyllales, Amaranthaceae. The transcript has 11 exons.
UGUACUCCGUAUCCUUUUAUUUAUUUUUAUCCUCUACAAUCACAUCAUCAGAGUUGAACAAUACACACUACUAAGUACUAAGCUUUUGGGUAGAACUUUGAUUGGCAGUGAAGUGGUGUGUGAAUCAGACAUGGCAACUCGCAAGAUUUCUUCUCUGCUCUCUCGUUCUCUGUCUUUGUCUUCUUCUCCUCCCCUUUCUUUUCGUAAAGGCUCGAAUUGGGGUAGAUACUUUAGUCGAUAUAGCACAGCUGCUGUAAUCGAAGAACCUAUAAUUCCUAAUGUGGAUAUCAAACACACACAACUUCUGAUCAAUGGAAAAUUUGUUGACUCAGCAUCUGGAAAGAAAUUUCCUACAUAUGAUCCUCGGACUGGGGAUGUGAUAGCCCAUGUUGCUGAAGGUGACGCAGAAGAUAUCAAUCGUGCAGUUGCUGCUGCUCGUAAAGCUUUUGAUGAAGGUCCAUGGCCUAAAAUGACAGCUUAUGAAAGAGUGCGGAUCAUUCUGAAAUUUGCUGAUUUGGUUGAGAAACACAGUGAGGAGCUUGCUGCCUUAGAGACGUGGGAUAACGGGAAGCCUUUUCAACAGGCUUUCAAAUCAGAACUUCCAUUGUUUGUACGAUUAUUUCGCUAUUAUGCUGGUUGGGCAGAUAAAAUUCAUGGUCUGACGGUACCUGCUGAUGGUCCAUACCAUGUACAAACAUUGCAUGAACCGAUUGGUGUAGCCGGGCAAAUCAUACCAUGGAACUUUCCUCUCAUCAUGUUUGCUUGGAAAGUUGGCCCUGCCUUGGCAUGUGGCAAUACUAUUGUCUUAAAGACUGCCGAGCAAACUCCAUUGACUGCUCUCUUAGUUGGGAAACUCUUCCAUGAGGCUGGUCUUCCUCCUGGUGUGUUGAAUAUAGUUUCUGGCUUUGGUCCAACAGCUGGUGCUGCACUUGCAAGUCAUAUGGAUGUCGAUAAGAUUGCUUUCACUGGAUCUACUGAAACUGGACAGACAGUUCUUGAACUAGCAGCUAAGAGCAACCUUAAGCCAGCAACUUUGGAGCUCGGAGGAAAAUCUCCUUUUAUUGUAUGUGGGGAUGCUGAUGUCGAUAAAGCAGUGGAACUUGCACAUUUUGCUCUCUUCUUUAAUCAGGGCCAAUGUUGCUGUGCUGGCUCCAGAACUUAUGUGCAUGAGAGUGUGUAUGAUGAGUUUGUGGAAAAAGCAACUCAACGUGCCAAGAGACGUUCUGUUGGAGAUCCCUUUAAGAGUGGCAUUGAGCAAGGUCCUCAGAUAGAUACGGAGCAAUUUGAAAAAGUUAUGAGGUACAUAAAAUCUGGUACGGAGAGCAGUGCCAAACUCGAGUGUGGAGGUGAGAGAUUUGGAUCUAAAGGUUUCUUUGUCCAACCCACUGUCUUCUCAAAUGUUCAGGAGGAUAUGUUAAUUGCACAGGAUGAGAUAUUUGGCCCAGUACAGUCUAUCUUGAAAUUCAGGGAUCUUGAUGAUGUGAUUCGGAGGGCAAACACCACUAGGUAUGGCCUAGCAGCGGGAGUAUUCACUCAGAACCUCGACACUGCCAACAAAUUAUCACGAGCACUGAAAACCGGGACAGUGUGGGUGAACUGCUUUGAUGUUUUCGAUGCUGCAAUUCCUUUUGGUGGGUACAAGAUGAGCGGUAUGGGCAGGGAGAAGAGUGUAUACAGCCUCAACAACUACCUGCAGGUGAAAGCGGUUGUCACUGCUCUGAAAGAUCCAGCUUGGUUGUAAAUUGUAAGUUUAAAUUGUAAUUAUAUAAGGCCGUUCCAUGCAAUCCUGCUAGUCCUUGUCUCAUAUUUUCUGAAGAAAAUACAGAGUAUAACUCCAAAUUUCCAAUAUCCUCCCACAAUUAUCAGGCUUGUUUUCUGUAGACAACCUUACAGCGGCUUUUUAUCUGUAUAUCAUUGGUUUUUAUGCCGAUUGUGUAGUUGCUAUUUAUACAAACAUGUAGUCAGAUAUAGUCAGUUAGUUGGUUUAGUCCUGUGUAUUGCUUUUAAAAUCGGGAUUUGGAUUGUACACCUCUUAUUACAUGAAAUACCAGCCAAGAUCAACAGUUGCCUUGACCACAGUAAAACAAUGUAUUAUACGUAGUAGUUAUAUUAUUAAUAAAAAUAUUUACCUAA